AUGCUUCGUUCAAUAUUAAAUAGAAAUAUUUUGUGGAAAUUCAAGUUAGAAAUUAAUUCACAAAGUGAAGUCAAUUUCCAGGCAUGUUUUCGUCACUCUGUGGCAGGCGCGGGUACUCUGCGACCUUUGAAAGUGACUUCACGAGAACACGGUCGAAGGGAGGAUAAGAAUAAGAUGGAUCAAUAUCCAAGGAGAGGAGAGAGGAGACAUUUUACAGAAGAAUUUGAUGAUGCAGAAGAACUGGACAAUUUGGCGAGCUCGAUUAGUAAAUAUACAAACAAGAGAGAUGCGAACAUGAUAAAACAACUCAAAACUCACAGAUAUAAAACACUUGAACAUAAAUUCUUUCGCAAACCGUCGCCUCCAGACUUGCUGACAUGGGCAGCAAAAGAGCAGAUACGAUAUUUACAUUCAUUGGAUCCUGAAGAGUAUAGUGUAGAAGCCUUGUCAGAUUUGUUUCCUGUUAGCGAGGAAAUUAUUAAGCAGAUGAUUAAAUCAAAAAUACGCAUGAUUCGGGAGAAAGAUAUGCUACAGCAUGAUGAGAAUGUGCAGAAAAACUGGGAAGAUUUAAUGGCAUCCUUAGAAAACGAAGACCCUGCAAUAUCUGAUAAAUUGCAAGCUUUCAAGAAUUCACAAGGUGAAAUAAUAAUUCAGAAUGCCACUGGUGUUAAAGAUCUUCCUUUUUCUGAGAGAAAUACAGAUAGAUUUUUUCCCAGAGGUGAAUUUUCUGCCAUUGUCAAGGACUGUUAUGAUGCUAAAAAAAAAGCAUUGAAAGAAGCCAGAGAAGAGUUGCAAGCAAAAUCGGAGGACAUUUCAGCAGUAUUGUCUAAGGUUUCGGAAAAAAUCAAGAUGACAUCUGAAAGAAAAACAACUAGUUCAAGGCUUUUGAAAUUAAAGAAUAAAAGUACAUUUCGAACAAAUAAUUCAACUGCUCAUCGCACAGAACAACUUGCGAACAGAAAUACAACAAAUUCAGGUCCUGUAAUCCAGGAAAAUAAUGUUCAACAAAAUGUGGGCACAAUAAUGGUCCAAAAAUAUAAAGACAGUUUGUUGAAUGACCAUGCAGAAGAGUGUCAAAAUAUGAAGCGUAAUAUUGCGCGCAAAAUUCCUGUGAAACCUGAGGCACAACAAAGAAACAGCAGUGCUACUUAUAUAUCAGGAGAUUGUGUUUAUGACAAAAGUGGGACAUUUCUUUACAGAAUUCCAUGA
Candidula unifasciata is the source of this 1209-nucleotide messenger RNA. The record is from the annotation of a GenBank genome assembly. Lineage: Eukaryota; Metazoa; Mollusca; Gastropoda; Stylommatophora; Geomitridae.